CGGCGCCAGCGGCUCAUCCACAAGACCACUCAAGGGCGCCUCCCAUUGUGAAUAUGCCUACAGGAAGAUAUUCCCUCGAGUAUAUAUACCUUGCAGGAACUUUAUCGCUCAACAGACCGCCACGAAUUUUCGUCGUCUACUCCGCUGUGCACUCAGCUCCAUCAUGGUUGUAAGCUCCGACGCCUUCGAGCCUAAGGGCCUCCUUAACUCGGACGACAACUACAUGCUCCAACAAGCCGACGUCGUCCAGCUACUCAAGUAUGUCUGGGGUGGCGUAUUGCUCCCCUCUACGGAAAGUGAAUAUCGGUCGCGGCUUCAAAUUUCGAACGACGUCUUCACCAAGCUCUCUGAUGUCAUCAAGCCGCUCGUCCAAGCGUACGCCGUGACGAAGGAGCACUGCAAGGUGUUCAAAGAUACGACAUACCCCGGCAUCAUCAACAUCGCUAGCGACGUAUACAAUUAUGCGCAGAACGCAGGCGGCUCUAGCCAGGACUCCUACUACGCGUACAUCUUCCAAUGUAUCAGGAAGCUCGACCACGUGACGUCCGAGGAAGAAAAGGCAAGGCUCAUAAAGACGAUCAACGAGCUCGUCGAUAUGCAAGUCAAGAAUAUCGACAAGAUCUGCACGAAAUCCCAGGCUGUGGUUGCAGAUCUCCGUACGUUCCACGAUAACACGAGGAAGGACCAGUCUAUCUUGCAGGAGCGCAGCACCGCUGUACACAACAAGCUCAAAGCCGAGGUCGGUUCCCUCGACGAUCUCGAGACCAAGUUGCAGAACUACCGCAUUGAGCUCAACAACGAUAUGGCUGAGUACGAGUACGAUAAGACAGUCGCAUGCACUACACCCGCGUAUGCCUGGCUUGGACUCAUCGGAAUGAUCUCUGCCGCCGCCGUUGCGGGAGUCUAUGGCGACAAGGCUGUGAAGAUGGCCGCUCGUAUCGACGAAGUCAGGAAGCUCAUUUCCGAUUACGAGCAAAAGUUCGAGGACGAGACCCGGGUGGUCGGUGAUCUUCGCGCCAUUGACAAACAUGUGGACAAUAUUCUAAGCCUCGUCGAGCCCGCUAUCCAGACCGUUGAGAAGAUGGUGGGGAUCUGGCAGGCCAUUGCCAACGACCUCAAGAACUUGAAGGAUAUGGUGGACACCGAUAUCCGUCAAGCCACUGCUCUCGUUGCGGAUAUCGUCGAAGCGAAGGUAUUGGAGAAGUGGAACGCCCUCAAGGAAAAAGUUGACAAGUACCGGCAGGCGGCAUACGUGUCGGAUGCCGAUAGCAUAUCGCUGGAUGACUUGUCUAAGCAGCUGCACGAGCAAGCUGGCAACUAGACGAUCGGAAUUCCUGCUGUUGUAGACGAUAGUAUUGUUGAAUCGUACGCUGGUGCUGUGAUGAAUAUUUUGACGCAAGA
Schizophyllum commune H4-8 is the source of this 1401-nucleotide messenger RNA. RefSeq lists its product as uncharacterized. Lineage: Eukaryota; Fungi; Basidiomycota; Agaricomycetes; Agaricales; Schizophyllaceae. The coding region runs from base 164 to 1321 and encodes 385 amino acids. Gene Ontology annotation, cellular component: membrane. The transcript has 6 exons. The record is from RefSeq and is a predicted model, not a curated record.